Urocitellus parryii (Arctic ground squirrel) is the source of this 3960-nucleotide messenger RNA. RefSeq names its product FtsJ RNA 2'-O-methyltransferase 3 (gene Ftsj3). Gene Ontology annotation, biological process: maturation of 5.8S rRNA from tricistronic rRNA transcript (SSU-rRNA, 5.8S rRNA, LSU-rRNA); rRNA methylation; maturation of LSU-rRNA from tricistronic rRNA transcript (SSU-rRNA, 5.8S rRNA, LSU-rRNA). The record is from RefSeq and is a predicted model, not a curated record. NCBI's taxonomy places the organism in Eukaryota, Metazoa, Chordata, Mammalia, Rodentia, Sciuridae. Gene Ontology annotation, molecular function: rRNA (guanine) methyltransferase activity; rRNA (uridine-2'-O-ribose)-methyltransferase activity. Gene Ontology annotation, cellular component: nucleolus; preribosome, large subunit precursor; nucleus.
CGCAAACGGAAGCGGAAGUUCACUUGCUGUCUGCAUGUGCUGCUGCUACUGUGGACGGCGCUGGGUUGAGAUUGAGUGACAUUCAUCCUUUUCAUYAUGGGCAAGAAGGGCAAAGUCGGCAAGAGUCGGCGGGACAAGUUUUAUCACCUGGCAAAGGAGACUGGUUAUCGUUCCCGCUCUGCUUUCAAGCUGAUCCAACUCAAUCGCCGCUUUCAGUUCCUGCAGAAAGCUCGAGCCUUGUUGGAUCUGUGUGCUGCGCCAGGAGGCUGGCUGCAGGUGGCUGCCAAGUUUAUGCCUGUGUCCAGCCUUAUUGUGGGAGUGGACUUGGUUCCAAUCAAGCCUCUCCCCAAUGUGGUGACUCUCCAGGAGGACAUCACUACAGAACGAUGUAGGCAGGCCCUGAGGAAGGAGCUGAAGACCUGGAAGGUUGAUGUUGUACUCAAUGAUGGGGCCCCCAAUGUUGGGGCCAGCUGGGUCCAUGAUGCUUACUCACAAGCCCACUUGACACUGAUGGCUCUACGUCUGGCUUGUGAUUUUUUGGCUCGUGGUGGUUGCUUCAUYACAAAGGUUUUUCGUUCUCGAGAUUAUCAGCCCUUGCUGUGGAUAUUCCAGCAGCUGUUCCGCCGGGUCCAGGCCACAAAACCCCAAGCCUCUCGCCAUGAAUCUGCAGAAAUCUUUGUAGUCUGCCAGGGAUUUCUGGCUCCUGACAAGGUUGACAGUAAAUUCUUCGAUCCCAAGUUUGCCUUCAAGGAGGUUGAGGUUCAAGCUAAGACUGUUACUGAGUUGGUGUCCAAGAAGAAGCCAAAGGCUGAAGGCUAUGCUGAGGGUGACCUUACUCUUUAUCACCGCACUUCAGUCACUGACUUCUUGCGAGCUGCCAACCCUGUUGACUUCCUCUCCAAGGCCAGCGAAAUUUCAAUAAAUGAUGAAGAAUUGGCACAGCAUCCAGCCACCACUGAAGACAUACAGGCAUGCUGUCAGGACAUCAGAGUGCUGGGGCGCAAGGAGCUCAGGUCACUACUGAACUGGAGAACAAAACUUCGACGAUAUGUGGCCAAGAAGCUAAAAGAGCAAGCAAAGGCACUAGAUCUCAGUCUCAGCUCAGGAGAGGAGGAGGAAGGUGAGGAAGAGGAGGAGUCAACGGGUGGAACCACAAAGCAGCCUUCCAAGGAGGAGGAAGAAGAGGAGCAACUAAACCAAACCCUGGCGGAGAUGAAAGCCCAGGAGGUAGCAGAAUUAAGGAGGAAGAAAAAGAAGUUGCUACGUGAGCAGAGAAAGCAGCGGGAACGAGUAGAACUGAAGAUGGAUCUGCCUGGGGUUUCCAUUGCGGAUGAGGGGGAGACAGGCAUGUUCUCCCUGCGCACCAUUCGGGGUCACCAGUUGUUAGAGGAAGUAACACAAGGUGACAUGAGUGCUGCAGACACAUUUCUGGCUGAUUUGCCAAGAGAUGACAUCUAUGUGUCAGAUGCUGAGGACGAUGAUGAUGAUGCAUCUCUGGACAGUGAUCUGGAUUCAGAGGAGUUGGCAGGAGUCAGUAGACAUCAAGGUCUAAAGGACCAAAAGAGUGUGCGGUUUACUCAAGUAGAUAAUGAUAAAGAGGAAGAGGUGGAAGAAGAAAAUCCACUGUUGGUACCACUGGAGGAAAAGACAGUGCUGCAGGAAGAACAAGCCAAUUUGUGGUUCUCAAAGGAUGGCUUCAGUGGGAUUGAGGAUGAUGCUGAUGAGGCCCUGGAAAUCAGUCAGGCCCAGUUAUUAUAUGAGAGCCGCCGGAAGGGGCAGCAGCAAAGAAACCAGCAGCCACAGCCACCACCACCUUCCAGUUUAAAGACUGAGAGGAAGUCUCCCCAGUGCCAGGAUGAGAUCCCUAAGAGGAUAGAGGCUCCCUCCGGAACAAAAAGUGCCACUCAUCCUGGAGGGGAAGAAAGAGAUGGCAGCUCAGAGAGUGAUAGCAGUAGCAGCGAGGAUGAAGAGAGCUGGGAGUCAUCCCAUGGUAAAAAGCGAAGCCGGAGAYCUAAGUCUGAUGACGACGGAUUUGAGGUAGUGCCUAUUGAGGACCCAGUGAAACAUCGGAUUCUAGAUCCUGAAGGCCUUGCUCUAGGUGCUGUAAUUGCCUCUUCCAAAAAGGCCAAGAGAGACCUUAUAGACAACUCCUUCAACCGGUACACAUUUAAUGAAGAUGAGGAGGAGCUUCCAGAAUGGUUUGUGCAGGAAGAGAAGCAGCACCGGAUAAGGCAACUGCCUAUCGAUAAGAAGGAGGUGGAGUAUUACCGGAAACGCUGGCGGGAAAUUAAUGCACGUCCUAUCAAGAAAGUGGCUGAGGCCAAGGCUAGAAAGAAACGGAGGAUGCUGAAGAAGCUGGAGCAAACCAAGAAGAAGGCUGAAGCUGUGGUGAACACAGUGGACAUCUCAGAAAGAGAGAAGGUGGCACAGCUAAGAAGUCUCUACAAGAAGGCUGGGCUUGGCAAGGAGAAACGCCAAGUCACCUAUGUUGUAGCUAAAAAAGGUGUGGGCCGCAAGGUGAGGCGGCCAGCUGGAGUUAGAGGUCAUUUUAAGGUGGUGGACUCCAGGAUGAAGAAGGAUCAGCGGGCACAACAACGUAAGGACCAGAAGAAAAAACAGAAGCGGAAGUGAGAGCUACCUCCUCCUGGGAAGAUUAUAAAACUAAGGGAAGAUAUGGUGCAGCUCACAUCAUAGUUGACUGAGUAGGCUGGGAGGUGGAGCCACAAGAUGAUGUCAUGGUUGGAGGAUGGUCCCUCAGACCCCCAUACUCUGGCAUGGUGCUGAAUGAAGAGUCAGAUCAUUAAAUCUUAAGGAAUUUUAGCAUUGGCCAUGUUUGUUAUAGCCUAUUCUUGGGCCUUCUGAAUAAAAACCAAAAUGAUAGCACAGAUACCUUUUCUGGCGAUUUAAUAAGUACUUUUCCCACAUCUGAGUGUUCCCACCAUCUACUGUCAAAUCAUAAUUUAACUAUUUUAAAGUAGAAAUGACAGACAAUCCAUAGGUCCCAGUAGUAAAACAUUUACUAGAGAGCAAGCAGAGAGGAAUGCACAUCUUAAAGAAACCUUCACAAAGUCACAAAAUUCAAAGUUUGUAUAUUUCUUUUCCUUUUAUAAACAAGAUAGAACAAAAAUCAUCAAUCAUUUCAGCAAAAGACAUCUCUACCAUUGGGGCAAGUUAAAAAAAAAAUACAACGAAAUAGAAGACACUUCAAAAGCUGUUGGUUUUUUUUGUUUUUUUGAAUUUUAAAUUCAGCAACGCUUCAGACCUGGAGCAUUCCUGGAACSCUUUCCAGGAGUAAUCACUUUUUUAUCAUAGUAUCUCUGGAAAUCUCAAAAGCCUAGGUCUGGAAGGCUGCCUCUUCCUACAUGUCUCAGGGCUGGAUACAAACCUCGCUAGGGGACCUGAGAGUCAACUCUUGUUUGGAAUUGGGCAUCUCCCUUCCCUGUGAAUGUCUGGAAGCACCAAAUUGCUUCCCAAACAUCCCUAACAGCUCAAUGGAUUAGGUUUACAGAUACCAACUCCUAAAAAGGGGACUGCCUGGCCACAUAGCUAAGAAAAAGAAAUUCAAUUUAUAGAUGUUUAUAAGGUGACAUUUUAGUAAAAAAUAGAAGCUACUUAUAAUAUAAACUUAGAGUGAGUUUUGUGCCCUACAAGGCCCUUUUCUCUGGAAGUACCUUCCACUUACCCUCAUGAAACUCACCCAGAGCCAACAGAAGCUACCCAGCUCUCACUGCUUGCUGGGACCAAAAUAGCUUCCCAAGAAAGCAUCUGAACAAUCAUUCAGAUGAAGGUGUAAUGUCUCUGCUCUCCACUGAGGGCAGGGGUUCUUACACCUUGGGCCCCAAUGCAGCCCUGAGACACCUAGUUACCAAAAUCUCUAAAAAUAAAAUUAAAGACAACUGAUUUCACGCUAUAGCACAUAUGUUCUAACUGUCCCAUCUACUUUUCUUGCGUUUGGGUGGC